This is a messenger RNA of Erigeron canadensis, 1010 nucleotides long. Its product is annotated as GATA transcription factor 16. Gene Ontology annotation, biological process: regulation of DNA-templated transcription. NCBI's taxonomy places the organism in Eukaryota, Viridiplantae, Streptophyta, Magnoliopsida, Asterales, Asteraceae. The transcript is spliced from 3 exons. Bases 296 to 808 code for a protein of 170 amino acids. Gene Ontology annotation, molecular function: sequence-specific DNA binding; zinc ion binding. The record is from RefSeq and is a predicted model, not a curated record.
CCUUUUUUUUCUCCCUAAAAAAUUGCCCCUGGUUUCCUUCAUAUAUAUAUAUUUUUUUAACAUUGGUUUCUUUCAUAUUUUUGAUAUCAUCAUCUAUAUAUUUAAUAUAUCUAUAUAUCUAUAAAUAUAUUGUUUUGGUAGAUAUAUAUCUAUAUAUACAUAUAUAGUCCAUAGACCAACUUCAGCUGAAUCUUGUUGGGAAGCAUUGUUAGGUAGCUAAAGUGUGAUCAUUUGGUUUGUUCUAUUUUAUGAUUAGUGGGGUUUGAUUGGUUGAUAUAUAUAUAUAUAUUCAAGAAUGGUUGAUCUUAGUGAUAAGGGGGGAUCAGAGGGUGAAGAGGAUAUGGGUAGCAGGAAGAAGGAGGAAGAGGAGAAGGGAGCCGUAGGAUCAAUAGAAUCGGACGGCUGUAAUGAUAUCAGGACAUGUGUUGAUUGUGGGACCACUAAAAGCCCUCUCUGGAGAGGGGGUCCUGCUGGUCCUAAGACUUUAUGCAAUGCUUGUGGGAUCAGAAGUAGAAAAAAGAGAAGAGCACUUUCAGGUGGAACAAAAGAUGAAAAAAAACAAAAGAAAACAACAACCAACAUUUCUGCCACAAAUACAUGUGGUGGAAAUAGUCAAACUGGUGGUUUGACCAUUAGUAGAAGGGACUAUAUGGGUGAUCUUUGUUUAAAGAAAAAACUUAUGGCACUUGGUAAAGAAGUUGUGUUGCAAAGACCAAGAUCCACCAUUAGAAAACAGAGGAAGAUAGGUGAAGAAGAACAAGCUGCACUUUUGUUAAUGGCUUUAUCUUGUGGCUCAGCUUAUGCGUGAUUUUAACUGAAUUAACAGAUUGAUUAGGUAGUUUUGUAAUGUCGCGUUUUUGGUUUAUAGGUUGAGAAUCAAGAAAAGAUUAACUUAAUUUGAAUGAGGUUAUCUACUUCUCUUUUAACAAGAAAGAUGUGCAUCUUCUUAGGUUGUUUACUUGAUUCUUGAUUAAUGAAAAUCUAUGUUUAUGAUUGUCUUUUUUGAAUUA